Magallana angulata is the source of this 2257-nucleotide messenger RNA. RefSeq lists its product as uncharacterized. NCBI's taxonomy places the organism in Eukaryota, Metazoa, Mollusca, Bivalvia, Ostreida, Ostreidae. The transcript has a single exon. The record is from RefSeq and is a predicted model, not a curated record. The coding region runs from base 533 to 1765 and encodes 410 amino acids.
ACGAGGAUGCACUCACCAAUCAACGGAUCCCCAGUGUCUCCCCGCCAUUGAGUUUAAUAAUUUCUUGAAUAAUCCGAGGAAACAUCGUCGGUUUGCGUCAGACUUGGCUUCAAGUGAUUUUGCGCAGAAAAAGAGUAAAUAUAUAAAUUGGCCAUCGUUCCACCCAUCUCUAAAACCCACUCCAAGUUACCUGCAGACUACGACCGUCGCCAUUGAAAAGCAAACUCCAAUUGCAAAACAACCAUUCUGGCUUCGACUUCCUUUACCACCCCCGAUAACCAAUAAACCAAACAUCCCCAAUAUAGACAGGCCUUCCCUGACAAAUAAAAAUAGACCUCCACUGCUCCCAGCGGACAAUAACGUGUUCAACAAAUUGGAACAAAAUAGACAGAGAGGUACUGUGAAAGAUUCUUCAACAAACUUAAAAACUUUACAAAACACUUCCUUGUACGUUAAAGUUGACAAAAAUAGAAAAACUGCUCGAAAGUCUUUCGAUGAUAAAAUAAAUCAGAGUUUAGGUGUACCUACAUUGAUGCCGUUCGAGAGAAAUAAACUUGUAAAAUCUGAGAAUGCUGGAACCCUGUCAAGAAACAAAAAACUGUCCAAUGAAGGAGAAAAAAAGGUUUUAAAAGAACAUAUUACUUCGACAAUUCGCCACCAAAGUGUCGAGGUUGAUGCUGGAUCUACUGCAGCAUUCCCAAAUCCUACGCUAUCAUCAACUUUUGUUGUGAUACGAAAUCCACAAAGGAUCCGAACAAGUUUACAAAAAUCGGAAGAAACAACUACAAUCGAAAAAGCUAAAGAGUUUAUCCUACAUACUUCAACUGUAUCAAUCGUGAACACAAAACACUUUAAACGAAACAUAUCAAAACCGAUGUCAACAUCAGCACUUCAUACAACUUUGUCCGAGAUACAAAACUCGGAAAUUUUACCAAAAAUGGCAUCAUCAACGGUUUUACCAGUACAAGCAGUAGAAACACCAGUGAAGUUGAAUAAAGUUUCAACAACAGUGUUUGCCUCGAAAGAUAUGCUUACCACAACAAUGUUAAGCACUGGAAAAACAACAGAACAACCAUCGACUACAGACAGUAAUAGGCAGGCUAUAACAAACUAUAUGGCUUCAACAACCAGACAAAAAAGUUCAUUUAGAAGAGUCGGCACUUUUAUGACGGAAAGUAAAAUCUUAAAUAUACUAUCUCCAACUAUCCCAACAAAACAAAGUAAAGUCUCAAUGAAUCAGAAAACGACAAUGCACAAACAACAAACAUCUUUAUUGCAAACAACAGGUGUACCGAAACUAACAGUAUCCUCUAAUAAACCAAGUAGGUCCAAAAGCACACCAAUGCAUAGCAGUAAUUUCUCCAAGGAAUACCAUGAUAAGAACCAGAAGUCCGAUGCCAUUAAUUGUGACCCAUUGCUGGCCAAUAGAAGGCACUGGUUAAAUCGGUUACUGAAUGCUUCUUCCAGAAACUUGUCUUUCCUCACAACAACUUUGUCGGUUAAGAGCAGAGCACCACAAGAAGAUUGGACCAUCAGUGACAACAGAGCUUCCGCCGUUGGCAUCGGUUCCAUUGGUGUAGUAGUCAUUGUCGCCAUCAUUGGAGGCGUCAUCUGCCUCGAUGCUGCAACCUUGUACAGAGAUGCCAAGAGGAUUAGGAAAAAGAUAUACCGUAUAUUCAAACCUCUAAAAUCUAACAACAAAGAUACACAGGUCUCUAAAAAAUUGCCAAAGUGGGCACAUUUUGUAACAACAAGAGAUGCGUGAAAAUAUAAACAGUUAUGAAAAAUGUAUAAUUUUCCUCGUGAAAUACGAAUUGCGAUAAAAUGGCACUUUAAAGGAUUUGACAACAUAUGGAGGAAGACUAGAACAUACGAAAGAAAGAGUUAGUUUUCUUAGUUUGUUCAUUGAUAAGAUAUAUUAAUAUAAUAAAUUAUUGACACAAAUGUAAAUUUUCCUCUUGAAUUACAAAUUGCCUUAAAAUGGCACUUAAAAAAAUUAGACAACAUAUGGAGGACAGCUAAAAUAUAUUAAAGAAAGAGUUAGUUUUCUUAGUGUGUGUUAUUGAUAAGAUAUACCAAAAUAUUAAAUAUAUAGCUUUCACAGUUUUAGUGCAUAACUAUUAGAGCAAAAUAUGAUGCGCAUUAGGAGCAUAUGUCCCGUUUGUAGAAAAGUAGACAGAUGUUUUCAUAUAAUAUCUCAGAUGUUAAUUGUGUUUACGCACACUUAGACAGUAUUUUUCUUUUUUGUAAUAAUCUU